GGGCUGGGGCUCGGGGGACAGGGCUAAAUGAGGCGACAAGCCCCGCCUCUCACUGUACGCUCGCUCCCGCUGCUGUUGCCGCCGCCUCUGCUCUAAGAAAGUCAUGUUACCCAACACCGGGAGGCUAGCAGGAUGUACAGUUUUUAUCACAGGUGCAAGCCGUGGCAUCGGCAAAGCUAUUGCAUUGAAAGCAGCACGGGACGGAGCAAACAUUGUCAUUGCUGCGAAGACCACCCAUGUAAACCCCAAACUUCCAGGCACAAUCUUUACUGCUGCUGAAGAGAUUGAAGCAGCUGGAGGAAAGGCCUUGCCGUGCGCUGUUGAUGUGAGAGAUGAACAGCAAAUCAGUAAUGCAGUGGAGAAAGCAGUGGAGCGAUUUGGAGGAAUUGAUAUUUUGGUGAAUAAUGCCAGUGCUAUUAGCUUGACCAACACAUUGGAAACACCUACAAAAAGAGUGGAUUUGAUGAUGAAUGUCAACACCAGAGGCACCUUUCUGACAUCUAAAGCAUGUAUUCCUUAUUUGAAAAAGAGUAAAAUUGCUCAUAUCCUCAAUCUCAGCCCACCGCUGAACCUAAAUCCAUUGUGGUUCAAACAGCACUGUGCUUAUACCAUUGCUAAGUAUGGUAUGUCUAUGUGUGUGCUUGGAAUGGCAGAAGAAUUUAAGGGUGAAAUUGCAGUCAAUGCAUUAUGGCCUAAAACAGCCAUCCACACCGCUGCUAUGGAUAUGCUGGGAGGAUCUGGUAUUGAAAGCCAGUGUAGAAAAGUUGAUAUCAUUGCAGAUGCUGCCUAUUCCAUUUUUAAAAAGCCAAAAAGUUUUACUGGAAACUUUAUUAUUGAUGAAAAUAUCUUAAGAGAAGAAGGAAUAAAAAAUUUUGACAUCUAUGCAAUUAAGCCAGGCCAUCCUUUGAUACCAGAUUUCUUCUUAGAUGAACACCCAGAUACAAUUACCAAGAAAAUGGAAUCACAUGAUGUUCUUCCGGAAUUGAAAGAAGAGAAGUCACAGCCACCACCAAAACCACGUUCUGGAGCUGUGGCAGAAACAUUUAGAAUUGUUAAGGACUCUCUCAGUGAUGACGUUGUUAAAGCCACUCAAGCAAUUUAUCAGUUUGAGCUCUCAGGUGAAGAUGGUGGAACGUGGUUUCUUGAUCUUAAAAGCAAAGGUGGGAAUGUUGGAUAUGGAGAGCCCUCUGAUCAGGCAGAUGUGGUGAUGAGUAUGUCUACUGAUGAUUUUGUAAAAAUGUUUUCAGGGAAACUAAAACCAACAAUGGCAUUCAUGUCAGGAAAAUUGAAGAUUAAAGGAAACAUGACCCUAGCAAUCAGAUUGGAGAAGCUAAUGAAUCAGAUGAAUGCCAAGUUAUGAAGGAAAAGAAAAAAAAAUGUCAAUCACUAAGCCCAAAAAGUAAAGGGGAUCAACAGUUAAAAUCUGUUUGUUUUUUUCCCUUUCGUAUUAUAAGGAUAUGCAAAUUUGUUUUGGAAAAAACAAUUUCUGUAUCUAUAAGACUUGAAAUUGUAAUUAAAACGGCUAGCUAAUUAAACAUAAGCUUCAUUAAGUGGAAUUCUAAGACAGUCUGCCCAUGGAAUUUUCUGAGUUUGCCUUCUGAGAGCUAGAUUUCAUUCAUUGUGGGAAAGGUAUGACCCGGUUUAAGCAGUAAAAUUAGCUCUUCUUUAUCUCCCAUAUAAAAGGAGAUUAAUCUGUUUUAAAUUUUUCAGUUUGGGAUUGUAUGCUAAUGAAAUAUUAAUGAUAUUUUAGAUUUUCAUAUACUUGUUUUAAGGAAGAUCUUCUAUAAUGCAUUUUUGCGGAAAUCACAUAAACUAAUAAAUAGUGAAGACUAAUGAAACAAAAAUAGUUUUUCAUUCUAACUAGCUUUCCAGGUAUAAGUUACCUAUUAUUAAUGUAAUUUCGCUAAUGUAAUUCAGUAUGUAUCCUCUUUUAAAUGUGUAAAAAUAUUUUAAAAUAAAAUAAUUUCUCCCCAGAA
Molecule: messenger RNA, 1976 nt
Organism: Odobenus rosmarus divergens (Pacific walrus)
Lineage: Eukaryota; Metazoa; Chordata; Mammalia; Carnivora; Odobenidae
Gene: HSDL2
Product: hydroxysteroid dehydrogenase like 2
Exons: 11
Coding region: 104-1360 (418 amino acids)
Cellular component (GO): mitochondrion
Source: RefSeq, a predicted model, not a curated record